This is a messenger RNA of Parascedosporium putredinis, 318 nucleotides long. NCBI's taxonomy places the organism in Eukaryota, Fungi, Ascomycota, Sordariomycetes, Microascales, Microascaceae. The record is from the annotation of a GenBank genome assembly.
AUGACAGCUGUAACAAGUCUCGCGGAACUGACCUCCACAAACGACGCUAUCAGCCUAUCGAGGCGCCAUGUCAAAGGCUCCGGAACCGGCCCGUCGUGUUUUCACGGAGCAUGGCCGGGAAUAUGGCUUUAUGACUACAUUUUCCCAGUCGACCAGCUCGAGGAAGACAAACUCGACAUCUUCCAUCAUGCCUUCUUUGAGGCUUUGCACCUCAAGCUAUACACGGCCCCCGUUCCUUCCGCCGCCGAUCCGAUCCAAAGAGACAGGAUGACCCACAGUCGCCAGCAAGAAAGGCUCCUCGGCAAAUCUUGGACCUAG